Messenger RNA from Amphibalanus amphitrite, 1294 nucleotides. RefSeq names its product lectin subunit alpha-like. The transcript is spliced from 4 exons. NCBI's taxonomy places the organism in Eukaryota, Metazoa, Arthropoda, Thecostraca, Balanomorpha, Balanidae. Bases 606 to 1157 code for a protein of 183 amino acids. The record is from RefSeq and is a predicted model, not a curated record.
GAAACGCCACAUCGUGCUGCAACUCCACGCCUCGUUCAAGCCGCACCCGGCCUCUGUGCAUAGGCAUCAAGCGACAAGGCGGGCAUCUUCGCCCAUCUUCCCAUUACUAAACACGAUUUCAAGGUCAUAUUUGCACGACCCCCAGCUGACCGGUCAACGAAGGGUCAUGCCUGCGGUGAUUGGCCGAUUGUCCAAUGAUCACAGCGCGCGUUAGACGGCGUCCAAGGGAGGCGUCGGAACUUUCCAGACACCCUGUAGUUCUCAUGACUUGGUUUGCCGUGUUCGGUGAACUUUUUUUGCAAACCGAUACCGAUUUUUUGUCUUGUUGCUGAGCUGGACGCAUUACUGCAAUGCACAAGGUUAUUUUAAGACCAAUCAUUUUCAGAGGAAAAUCUCUGCACCCUUGAGUCCAGAUAUGAGAGGACAUUUUUCGUGCAGGAUAUUUGCACCAUAUUAUGAGUCUGCAAUGACGGGCGUGGCGCAUUACGUUCUUUCUGUCGGCGUAGUAGCUGGGCGCGGCUAACGAGGUAUAUAAGCCGUGCUCCGCGCUUUGUGCAGCACCAUUCGGCGUCAACGGUGAUCAAGGUGUGUUCGCGGGGUGCAAGAUGCGGCUGAUUAUCCCAUUGGUGACUGUGGCGCUGGCUGGCCUGGCCACGGCCAGUGGCGGCUUCGCUCUUGGCGGCUCUGCCCUGGGCGUCGGCGGCCUGUCGUACGGCGGCGCCGGUCAGAGCUAUGGCGGAAACGGUCCGCUCGGCCUCUUCUAUUCGUUCCUGGACCCGUACCUGCGCUACCAGGAGUUCACCUGGCACGAGGCCAACUACCUGUGCCACAGCCGUGGCAUGCAGCUCGUCUCACUGGACAACUACCAGAAGGAUAGCCUCGUGUCGCAGCUGAUCGGAUAUUACGGCGUCCGAUGGAUCUGGACUUCCGGACAGCGGUCUGGCUACCAGUUCUACUGGGCCAACGGCACCCCGGUCGGCCUGUACCACAACAACUGGUCGUACACCGGCAGCCAGGGCAUCCCGCAGCCGGACAACGCCGAGGGCAACGAGUACUGUCUGGCUGUGCUCAACUACUUCUACCAGGACGGCAUCGUCUGGCACGACAUCGGCUGCUCCCACCGCAAGUCCUUCGUGUGCGAGCCCUACUACGGCUAAUCGUCGACCCCGUGAUCCUGCUGAUAUCGCUGCGCUGGCACCUCAACCUGUUUGUGAACAUCUCCUUUUUGAUCUGCAAGCGAAAAGUUUGCUCAAACUUUGUGUAUCGACAGAACAAUAUAGACUGAACGUGGCCA